This is a messenger RNA of Drosophila obscura, 628 nucleotides long. RefSeq names its product leucine-rich repeat extensin-like protein 3. The transcript has 3 exons. Bases 20 to 502 code for a protein of 160 amino acids. The record is from RefSeq and is a predicted model, not a curated record. Lineage: Eukaryota; Metazoa; Arthropoda; Insecta; Diptera; Drosophilidae.
AGCUUGUGUAGCAGACAUCAUGAAAUUCCUGGCUGUUUUCUUUGCCGUCGUGGCGUGCGCCUAUGGCGAUGUCUCCCAUCUGGGCUACGACUACGCUCCCCCGGCGCCAGUGGCUCCCGUCCAGGUGUACCAGCCUGCUCCGGCACCCGCACCCAUCCGCAUCCCAGCCCCCGCGCCCGUGCAGACCUACAUUCCUCCCGCACCAAUCUCGAUCCCAGCUCCUGCACCAGUCUACCAGCCUGCUCCGGCACCAGCACCCAUCCGCAUCCCAGCUCCGGCACCCGCACCCAUCCGCAUCCCAGCCCCCGCGCCCGUGCAGACCUACAUUCCUCCCGCACCAAUCUCGAUCCCAGCUCCUGCUCAAGUCUACCAGUCUGCUCCAGCUCCUGCUCCCGUCUACCAGCCCACUAGCCAGCAGGUGCUCGAGGAGAUCGAGCCCCAGUCUGCCGAUGGCUACCGCUACAAGACCGUGCGCCGUCGCGUCUACCGUCACCGCUUCUAAGUGCUAGGUGGCAGCCCAGCCCCAAACCAAGCCAAGCCAAGCCAAAGCAAAGCAAAGCGAAUCGAACUGUUUCCUAACGAACUCCCCAGGGAGUUGCAAUAAAAAAUUCCUUCUCCUCCUUCAACU